Messenger RNA from Nicotiana tabacum (common tobacco), 513 nucleotides. RefSeq lists its product as uncharacterized. Lineage: Eukaryota; Viridiplantae; Streptophyta; Magnoliopsida; Solanales; Solanaceae. The record is from RefSeq and is a predicted model, not a curated record.
AUGAGGAACAUUAAAGAAGCACGGUUCCCAAAUCCAAUUAGAUCUGAUCACAGUCAGAGGGAUCCUAAUUUUUGGUGCGAAUAUCACAUGACGAAUGCUCACCAGACCGGGAACUGCCAGCAUCUGCGCGAAGAGGUGGUGACGCUACUGAAAAAUGGCCAUCUCAGGGAAUUUUUAAGUGACCAGGCUAAAAAUAAUUACGAUCGCAAUCAUGACAACAUGGAGCCCUCAAAAACAGGAGAAAAUCCCCCGCGCUUGACCAUCAACUUGAUUUUUGGGGGAAACGAGAUUAAUGGGGUUACAUUCUCGGUAGAAAAAAAGACAAAGGUGUCAGUAAACCAUAUCAAGAGGCUCCGGGAAGUCGCUGAAGAUGACAUCACUUUCACGGAGGAGGACGUAGAUGGAUUGUUGCUACCAUACAACGAUGCAUUGGUAAUCUCUUUAAAUGUAUCAGAUAUUAAAAUCAAACGUGUUCUGGUGGAUCCAGGAAGUUCGGCCAAUAUUAUACAAUGA